This is a messenger RNA of Sodiomyces alkalinus F11, 1250 nucleotides long. RefSeq lists its product as hypothetical. The record is from RefSeq and is a predicted model, not a curated record. Lineage: Eukaryota; Fungi; Ascomycota; Sordariomycetes; Glomerellales; Plectosphaerellaceae. The transcript has 2 exons. Bases 94 to 1224 code for a protein of 376 amino acids.
CCUGAGUAGGUCUCUGUCUCCUCAAUGUCUUCGACGGAAUCCCACCUACAAAGCACAGUGAGUCAAGCGAUUCUAUAAGAGAAACGGUACACGAUGCUCGAGCCAGUCAUCGAAGAAGAUGAGAACGACUUCGGGCUUUGCAACGCCAACCCGGGACAUGGUCACGAUUCCACAGAUAGAAGAGCUUCAGAUGUGUUGGUCUUACAAAAGGGCAUCAAAUCCAUCUCUCAAGCUGUGCAAGCCUACAAACAAAGCCUGCCGCCCUCGCUUACAUCGCAAGAGAGUUCCCAUGAUGGCUUCUCUCCCUCUCACGCCUUCCAGAAUCACAACCUUCCACGCUUCCGCCGCCGAACUGGUCAGCCCUACCGAAUCGCCCAACCGACGUCCCUCUCCCUUACCACACAGUAUCCCACUCCGCCCCCGCCGUCCUCACGCCUACACCUGAACGACCUGAGCGAAAAAGAUCUCCUCGCCGCCCUCCAGGCCAUCCGCAAGGAGGAAGAGGCGAGAAUGCAUACCCGCCGUAAAAGCUUCCACAUCGUCGACUUUGACCUCCCCUUGCCACCCUUUAGCCCCCUCCGCGUUCCCUUCUCCCCAUCCACCUGUUCGUCUCGUCGUCCGUCGACGUCUACCGUCGUCAGCACCACCAGCACGUCCAGUACCUCAAGUAGCAGAGCAUCCACACUGCUAGCUCCCGUGACAUACAUAGCCGCCGACGGAGACAGAGACAGGGGCCGCCGCGAGGAGCGAGGUCAAGAAAUGGAAAAGGGAAACGAGAGCGAAGAAGACGGGGUUGCCCCCUACGCGGAAUGCGGAACCCACCAGCUCGUCCACGCCAAAGAGCGCCUCCGGGACUUGGAACAGCAGCUUCAAGACGCUGUGUGCUGCCUGCAGGACUGCGUCCAGGCUGUCUUGAGACGGCCAGGGGGUGGUACCGCCGAGAGGGUUAAAGGCCAGCGACAACCGCAGCAGCAGCCCAAUCAUCAGAAGCAGGAGUUCCAAGGAGCAGUGGGGAACGGGGCGCGACAGGGUACGGCGCCGGUGGUGGUGGAUGCGCUACAGGACAAGCUAGCGAGGUUGGGCAGGGCGCAUGAAAGGGUGGCGACGGAGCAUGCGCUCGUGACGGCGGAAAUCAAGGCCAGGGCGCCUGGCGUGAUUUGGGAUGGGACGAUGGAGGCUCUGGCACGCAUGGCCCGUGGUGAUCGGGAGAUGGAGACGGAGUAGGACAGGAUAGGAUAGGAUAGGAUAGG